Messenger RNA from Dermatophagoides farinae (American house dust mite), 2529 nucleotides. RefSeq lists its product as uncharacterized. Gene Ontology annotation, cellular component: nucleus. Gene Ontology annotation, biological process: regulation of transcription by RNA polymerase II; cell differentiation. Gene Ontology annotation, molecular function: DNA-binding transcription factor activity, RNA polymerase II-specific; RNA polymerase II cis-regulatory region sequence-specific DNA binding. The record is from RefSeq and is a predicted model, not a curated record. NCBI's taxonomy places the organism in Eukaryota, Metazoa, Arthropoda, Arachnida, Sarcoptiformes, Pyroglyphidae.
AUCAUCAUCAUUUUUCCUUCAAUCUUUUAAUGAAUACCUUAUAUAGAAAAAUGCGUACACUUUUAUCAGCUAUCUGAUUGAUGCGCAAUCGAAAAUCACAAUUCAUUAUCCUUGUGCAUUUUCUGGUUUGGUGGGCAUGUCGAUUUUUUUCUUGUUACGAACAUCGAAUCUUUCAUCAAUGAUUGGCUAUGGUUAUUGAAAUGAAAAACUACGAAUAGGCGGAGCUUUGAAUGUUUACACAAUUUGCCUUGUUGUAUAAGUUAUCUUUGUAUUUGAAUUUGUUGGCACAAAAUCAGGUGUGGCCUAAUCAUUUGAAUUUCAGCUUUUUUCAUGGGAAUUCUCAUAUUGAGUAUGCUCAACAAGCGAAUGAAUGUAAAAACUGGAAAAACAGAAUGUGUGUUGGAUAUAUUUAAUGGAUGUGCAAAAAAAAGUAAGAUUUAUGUGGUGGAAAAAAAUGAAAAAAAAACAAAUUUUCCUUUGGUCGUCGACUAAAGUCGUGAGCCAAGAGUUUUGUUGGAUGAUCAUCUCAUUUUAGUGAAGAGCCCUCAAACAUUCAAGAGCAUUGGUCAGGAAAAGAAUAUCGAAUACAAAAAAAAAUAAGAGAAAGAGAGAGAGAGAGAGAGAGAAGAGAGUUUCAUCAUAUAUCGAACAUAUAAUUCAACAACAAUAAACGAACGAUAACGACGACAAGAAGCAUCAAUUUGAAUAAGGGCCAUUUUGAUCAACGUUUCUCGUUUAAAGCAAGCACUUCUUCAGCCAUCUUCAUCUCAUCAUCAAUAACCUUUCCUUUCCUUUCCUUUUAUCCAAAAAGACCAUCAUCAUUCAUUCAUUCAUUCAUAUCGACGACCAUUUGCCAUCAUCAUCAUCUUGAACGAUCUUCGCUUUAUUGAACAUCGUCUAAGUCUUUAAACAACAACGACAAUCUUCUCCAGUCGAGUGUCCAUCGAAUGAAAUCAACAAGCCAUGAUGAAUAUAGAUCCAUCUACCUCUUCACCACCACCAGCACCAUUACCACCAUCAUCAACAUCAUCUACCGCAACAAUUUCUCAUCCUCAUUCCCAUCAUCAUCAUCAUCAUCAUCAAUAUGGUUCGAACGCUCCAGAAAUGUCCCGAUCAACUUUCCCAAGCUCAUAUUAUGAUCCAUUCUAUGCUAAUACGGCAACAGCAGCAGCAACUUGGAGCGCUUAUCCAACACCAGCAUCAGCAUAUACGACAUCAACAUCACAAGUUGUUACAGCAGCAGCGGCAGCAGCAGCAGCAGCUGCCGCUAAUAAUUGUAUUCUUGGAUCAAAUCAUGGAACAAAGCAUCAUAAUAGUUUGGUCCAAACACAUUUUUCAUCCGUACAUCAUACGCAACGAAGAAAACGUCGUGUUUUAUUUACCCAAGCACAGGUAUAUGAAUUGGAAAGAAGAUUCAAACAACAACGUUAUCUUUCCGCUCCUGAACGUGAACAUUUAGCACAAUUGAUUCAAUUGACACCUACACAGGUGAAAAUUUGGUUUCAGAAUCAUCGUUAUAAAUGCAAAAGACAGGCCAAAGAGAAAGCAAUGAGUGAAAGUUCGCCCACUACGACACCAAAUACCAUACAAUCAUCAUCGCCGCCAUCAUUAUCAAUGAAUAAUAAUGAUGAUCAUCAUCAUGUGAAUGCUGUAAAUCAUCAUUUGACAGCCAGUAAAUUUGAUAGCAACAACAGUACGACAACAUUGGUAAAUACAAAUUUGACUUCAUCAUCGCCAUACCAUUGUAUUGAAUCAACAACAACACCAACAACAACAUCAUCAUCAUCUUCAUCACCACGUAAAGUAGCAGUUCCGGUGCUCAUCAAAGAUAGCAAACCGACCAUCCUUCAUCAAAUGGAUGGCAAUACAAAUCGUGAUUAUGUGGCUACUACAUAUCCAACGCCCAGUCAAAUGCAUCAUCAUCAUAGUAGUAUGUUAUUUGGUGCACAGAAUGUCGUAACUGGUUCGCCACAUGUCCAUACACAUCAUUAUCAUCAUUUGACUAACAAUCCACAUCAUCAUCCUCAUCAUCCACAUCAUCCGCAUCAUCCAUCAUCUAUGGCAUCAGCAUUUGCAUCUAAUCCAUUUUCGGCAACAAAUGGAUUUUCGUUAGGGCCACCACCGCCGCCGCAUCCAGCAUCUGCUACUGGACCACCACCACCACCAUCAUCUGCAUCAACACAUCCACAUCAUCCUCAUCAUCAUCAACCAUCGUCAACCGAUGCUCAUCAUCAUAAUCAUCAUGAUUUUUUACUUCGAACUUCACAUUGGUGACCAACGACGUAGAAUAAGAUAAUGUCUUUUUUAACCUUUCAAAUUUUCAGAGGGUUAGGCAUAACAUCGGAAACAUUGUAUAAUGUUUUUUUUGAAAAUAUAACCUACCUGUAUAAAAUCUACAAUCGAACCGUCAGUUAUUAUUAUUUAGCCAGCAUUUAGCAAACGAAAAUUUUCUUUAAAUUAUUUGUGUGUUUAUUGUGUGUGUGUGUUUUUUUUUGUCCUUUAUUAUGGAUUAAUAACCGUCAAUUAUCA